Messenger RNA from Saccostrea cuccullata (small rock oyster), 2060 nucleotides. Its product is annotated as organic cation transporter protein-like. The record is from RefSeq and is a predicted model, not a curated record. NCBI's taxonomy places the organism in Eukaryota, Metazoa, Mollusca, Bivalvia, Ostreida, Ostreidae. Gene Ontology annotation, molecular function: transmembrane transporter activity. The annotation marks the transcript as partial. Gene Ontology annotation, cellular component: membrane. Gene Ontology annotation, biological process: transmembrane transport. The transcript has 7 exons.
AUCAUGGCUCCCAUUGCUUAUCUGUUGAGAGACCACAGUUGGAGAUAUCUUCAAAUUGCUCUUACCUGCUUUUCUCUGUUUAGUCUGAUUCAAUAUUGGGUUCAAGAUGAAUCUUUAAGAUGGCUUGUCGCAAAUGGGAAAAAGAAGGAGGCUGAUAGAGUGAUACGAAAAGUGGCAAAAUGGAAUAAAAUCAGUUAUGAAGAGCUGAGUAAGAUGGUGGAGAGAAAAAUGGCGCAAACCAAAACUAUUCCUGAGCAACAGACUGAUGAUGAGAAAACGGAUGAAGAAAGCCAUGAAUCCGAUUCGCCUUUGAUUGAAAAAUACUCAAUCAUUACAAUUUUGCGGAAUAAAACCAUUCUCGCAAUAUCGCUGAUUAUGUGGUUUACAUGGGUUACCAACACCGUAACCUAUUUUGGAUUAACUUUGACGUCGACAAGGCUAGCGGGGGAUCGUUAUCUGAAUUUCUUCUUAUCCUCCUUUGUGGAAUAUAUUGCUGUUAUUCUUGAGUAUAUCAUGCUUCGUUGCCUAGGAAGAAGAACUAUAACAGUUGUCUUUCAUGCUAUAUGUGGAGUUUCCUUGGCUUCAGCUACCUUAUUGAAUCACUUUGCAGGCAACAACAGUGCACUUCAAAUGUCUUCGGUGGUGACGACUUUUAUUGGGAAAAUGGCAAUUACAGGGUCUUUUAGCACUCUCUUCUUAUAUACACCUGAGCUCUAUCCAACAAAUCUGAGAAAUGUUGGAAUUGGGUUUUCUUCAGCCUUUUCAAGAAUUGGUGCGAUAGUAUCUCCAUUUGCUGGAACGUUGGCUGAAGCAAUACCCUGGGCUCCAGGAACGAUAUUUUCUGCAAUGUGCUUCACUGUGACAUUACUGAUCUUAUGUGUACCCGAAACACGUGGUUCUGAACUUUCCCAGUCUUUGAGAGAAGUGAAGUUAUGGUACACCGAAAAUAGUGGCAUUCACAAACGAAACAAAACCAUGAACACAAAGCUUUGAGGAAAUCCUAAUUUUUAUAACCACUGAGAUGAGAGAUUUAUCUUAAACUGCACUUAUCAACACAAUGAAUUUUUGCCAGAUAAAAUAUUCUUGCGGCAGAUAAAGUUACUUUCACAUGUUUACCAUAAACAACAUUUAGAUAAUGAUUCUUUCUUGUAACUUUUUACAUUUUGAAAUGUCUUUUGAACAAAAAAUGAAAUGAAAAAACGAACAGUUCCAGAGUCCAGUCAAACAAAAUAAAUCACGAGCAGAGCAAACACGGACCUAUAAAGCAUCAGAGGUGGGAAUGGGUGCCAAUGAGGAGUGAGCAUCCCCUACCAACCGGCUACAUCCGCAGUGUACAUUUUGUUAUGAACGGAAAACGGAAAAAUCUGUCGAUAAUCCAAUGUGUGUAAUGGUCUAAAAAUCAAUAUAAAAAGAUUAUUUUUAGACCAUAGAACUUUCUACCGUUUUAAAAGGUCGAUGUUUGCUCUGCCUCUUAUAUAUAUUGUUUAAAUGGACUUUUGAGCUUGAAUAAUGAAUACUGUCCUUCAUCUUUAUAUACAUCUAUUUCACUUAUAAAACGAGAUUCAAUAAUAAGUACCCAUAUAAACAGUUAAUCAUUGGAGCUCGAUUCAAUGAAGAACUGCUUGGGAGAUGCAGACAGGAGGGUAUAGGUACCAUAAUUUCAAAGAGGCAUUAGAGAUGGAUAGGACAAGUGCUCGGAGAGAGCCUUAAUAAAUCAAAAGAACGACAUUACAAUGGACUCCAAUGGACAUCGAAAUAGAAGGACCAAGAAACAACAUUGAGAAGGGCAACGGAGACUAAAAUAAGAACUAUGCAGCAAUCUUGGGGAUUACUGAGACGACAGACUCAAGACAGGCGGACGUAAAAGGGACAUUACAGUCCUAGACAUUGACCGAUGAUAAGGAUGAUAGCAAUUCAACAGUUAGAUUGUUGGAAGACCUAGUUUCAAAAACUGUAUAUAUAUUUUGUGAAGAAAUAAAUCAGGCAUUCUCUUUAAAUAUGAACCUCGGAGUACUUGUGUGUAGACUGACACUGUUUUUUAAAAUGAAUUUUUUUGCAGA